Messenger RNA from Acaulospora colombiana, 2394 nucleotides. NCBI's taxonomy places the organism in Eukaryota, Fungi, Glomeromycota, Glomeromycetes, Diversisporales, Acaulosporaceae. The record is from the annotation of a GenBank genome assembly.
ACAUUGUGGUAUCUUCAGGCUUAUCGUUCGGAUUUAUCGGCUAAUCCGUUUUCACCUGCGUUCACAGUUUGUAAGCGUGUCUUGAAUAAAUGCCAGGCGAUAGUUUUUGGCGAAGUUCAAAAUGAAGAAGAUAAAGGUGAAUCACCACGGGAAUCAUCACCACGAAGAGUUCGCGAGAAUACUUUCCCGGCAUUGGUUGGGAUCGGCGCGAUGUUGGCUGGCAUCGCUGCGCCAAUGCUAACCGGAAGUGCGGGUCAAAUUGCCAUAGCACAAGGAAGGAAAAUUAGGAACAUUAAUAUUUCGACGGGUAGACAACUCGAAAGAAGGCGGACUCAUACUGGAACAGUUCGUACUUUGAAACAGUCGGACACUUCUAAUGAAGAUACAUUAAAUGAAAGUAUUGACCAGCAUCAAUCUGAGAAUUCAAAUAAUCCCGAAAUAAAAAAUGCAAAUAUUAUUGAGAGCGAAGGUCAGGGGGCAAACGAAAAACUAACGGAAACACAUAUCAAACCAGUAUUACCCGAAAUUCAAAUUGAAGCAGCAAACACUGAAAGUGAAUCUUCAAAAAUUAAUGGACAAUCGGUACCGAAAUUUAUUAGAGGUCACAAAAAGAGCUCUUCUUCACAAUCGUCGUCGUCAUCUCUUCCGAAUCGUCGCAAUGGAGUCAACAAUACCGCAUUUACGUCGCCAUCACUUGAUGACUUACAUAAAGGCAAUGCAUUUUCAUUAGAGCGUUUCAUGAAAAAAGAAAAACAACAAAAUAUGUUGUUAGAUGAACUAGAAGAAUCCUGUCCAGAUAGACAAAGACGUCUUCUGAGAGGAAAUUACUUUCAUUCCGAAAUGCAAUUCUUAUUAGCCUUACAGGAUAUUUCAACCAGAUUAAUAAUUGUUCCUAGGGAAGCAAGGCAGAGUACGCUCAGAGCAGAAUUGACCUUACUAAAUCAUAAUUUGCCGGCUGAAAUCUGUAUACCGCUUUGGUGUCCAGCAACAGCAGAAAAUCCAUAUCACCAUCGAGUGGUCAGGAUAUCUCCGGUUGACGCGGUGGUUCUAAAUUCAGCUGACAGGGUUCCAUAUUUGUUGAUGGUGGAAGUUCUUGAAGGAGAGAUUAGCUUUGAUAUGUCGAAGUUGCAGGCGCAGAAAUCGAUGAAACGGCUUCUCCACGAAGAGAAGCGUAAAAGGAAAUCGGUUGAUACGUCAGUUUCCACAGAUUUACCUAAGCAGGAGGAAAACAAUGUUGAAUCGACUGUCGAAAAUUCUGAGGAAACCACGAUUAACAUAAACAUUAAAGAUGUAGAGAAAUCACAUAUAGUCGAUAGACCAAGUGAUUUUAUAGACAAUAAUGAAGGUAUUGGUGUGAAGGCGGCUGUAGAUGAUGAUGGCAAUUUUACAAAUGUCAAUAUCGAUGAUAGAAAAAAAAAAACAGACAAUAAUAAUGAGAAGCCUAUAAACCUUACUGCUCCAAAAACUGCUCUUCCUAGAAGUAUGUAUUUGUCUUCAAGGUCUUCGAAGAGAACAACGUCAAUUGAUAAGCUACCAACUAUGCCCUCAUUUUCAUUAACACCUGUCGAUGAGAUAAAUGCGCAGCACGCCACGCAAACUGAUAAAGAGUCGAAAGCCAUCGAUGUUUCAUCUCAACAUUCUGCCGAUAAAUCGUCUGCCCCGUAUACCCCUACCACGCCAACAUUGCCAGAGUCAAACAGUCGAUAUUUGAAACAAGUCAUCAAUCGGAGACAGUCUAACUCGGCCGACGAAUUUGCUGAAAGAAUGCGAACGGCGGCCGUGAUGCUUGCACAAUUGAAUGCAGCACAACAGGUGCGUACAUCGUCCACAGGCGAGACCAUACAAAGAACGAAGGCAGACACGGAGGCAAUACGACGAAAGAUAAUUAGCGAGAUGAUGUGUCUGGAAGAGGAGAGGAUGACAAAGAUGAAAACCCAAGGUGUUCUUAGUGUUGUUGGCGCAAAUGGUGGUGAGGGUGGAGGUGGUGAAAUGUUAGAAGAUGAGAUACGUGUUCUGAACGCCGUCAACAAGGAUGACCCCAGCGCGGCCGUAUUCAGCGAAGAAUGGGAAACGAAAAAAGAGCGCAUUCGUAAAUCAUCGCCUUUCGGGUCUUAUACAAACUGGCGCCUCUUGUCGGUCAUAGUCAAAACAGGGGCUGAUUUGCGUCAAGAGCAAUUGGCGUGUCAACUAAUUCGCGAAAUGCAAAGAAUAUGGCAGAAAGCGGACAUCAAUGUAUGGGUUAGAUACUAUCGGGUGCUCGUCACUUCUGAUAAUUCUGGGUUGAUAGAAACGAUUCAAAAUUCAAUUUCCAUCCAUUCCAUCAAAAAAGAUGCCUAUGCAAAAAGGUUAAAUGAAAAGGGAUUCAUGUUCACCCUGUUUGACUAUUUUGUGAAG